AUGCACUCACCAACUCCCGACCCGCAGACCCCAAUCCCCGCCUCUCGCGAGCACAAACCUCAGCCUGGAGCGAGUAGUGGUGCGGAUACCGGUAAACCAAAGACGGUCUCUGUUACGGUUAAGGAUCAACUGGGUGAUGAGAUUACAUUCAAGAUUAAGCGCAACAAGCCUAUGUCGAAGAUCAUGGAGGCCUAUUGUCAGCACAAGGAGAUUGGGGAUAUUCAGAGUGUGAGAUUUCUCUACGACGGUCUCAGAAUCGAGAAAGAACACACGGCCGAUAGUCUGGAAAUGGAUGUUGAAGCCCGGCUUGAUGUUUUUUUGGAGCAGCUAGGAGGUGCUCGUUAA
Molecule: messenger RNA, 345 nt
Organism: Botrytis porri
Lineage: Eukaryota; Fungi; Ascomycota; Leotiomycetes; Helotiales; Sclerotiniaceae
Exons: 1
Coding region: 1-345 (114 amino acids)
Biological process (GO): protein sumoylation
Cellular component (GO): nucleus; septin ring
Molecular function (GO): ubiquitin-like protein ligase binding; protein tag activity
Source: RefSeq, a predicted model, not a curated record